Chenopodium quinoa (quinoa) is the source of this 1784-nucleotide messenger RNA. Its product is annotated as polypyrimidine tract-binding protein homolog 3-like. Gene Ontology annotation, molecular function: mRNA binding. Gene Ontology annotation, biological process: regulation of RNA splicing; mRNA processing. Gene Ontology annotation, cellular component: nucleus. Bases 213 to 1550 code for a protein of 445 amino acids. The transcript has 15 exons. Lineage: Eukaryota; Viridiplantae; Streptophyta; Magnoliopsida; Caryophyllales; Amaranthaceae. The record is from RefSeq and is a predicted model, not a curated record.
ACUAGCAUUAUUUGGGCGCAUUUACUUAGAGAUCCUCACAAAUUCCCUAAUCUCAUAUUUAGAGGGCGCGGCUUCGGUUACUUUCUUGCUCUUCUCUUCUUCUUCUUCUUCAACCUCGCACCCUUUUUCUUUCUCUCUCUUCUAAUCAACAUCUUUGUUAAUCUCACUACUUUCUCUCUCCUCUUUAACUGUUAUAACUUUUGUUGAAAAGAAUGGCUGAAACCUCCAAAGUUAUUCAUGUCCGCAAUGUGGGCCAUGAAAUCACUGAGAAUGAUUUACUUCAAUUGGUUGAACCAUUUGGGACUGUCACCAAGCUUGUGAUGCUACGUACCAAGAACCAGGCACUCUUGCAACUUCAGGAUAUGGCAUCAGCAAUUAAUUUAGUGGAUUACUAUACAAAUGUUCAGCCCAAUGUUAGGGGCCGAAAUGUAUACAUGCAGUUUUCUUCCCACCAAGAACUGACAACAGAUCAGACUCAAGGACGUAAAAGCGACACGGAUGGACAGCCAAAUCGUAUACUCUUGGUCAGUAUACAUCAAGUUAUCUAUCCUAUGACAGUUGAUGUUCUCAAUCAGGUGUUUUCUCCAUAUGGGUUUGUGGAAAAAAUUGUAACAUUCCAGAAGUCAGCUGGUUAUCAAGCUCUCAUCCAGUUUCAAACGCGGCAGAGUGCUGCUUCUGCAAUGAGUGCCCUUCAUGGGCGGAAUGUAUAUGACGGUUGUUGUCAGUUAGAUGUACAAUACUCAAACCUCACAGAGUUGCAAGUGAAUUUUAAUAAUGAUCGCUCGAGAGAUUUUACCAACCCAAAUCUUCCUACAGAACAGAGAGGCAGAAGUUCACAAUCUGGUUAUGGUGAUGCAGGGGGAGCAUACCCAUUUCAAGCUACUGGGAGUGGUUCAGCUGGAUAUGGCCAGAUGGGACAUGCUGCAGCUAUGUCGGCUUUUGCUGGUGGCCUUCCUCCAGGUGUUAGUGGGAACAAUGAUAGAUGUACUGUUAUUGUAUCUAAUUUAAAUCCUGAUAGAAUAGAUGAAGACAAGUUGUUCAAUUUAUUUUCGCUGUAUGGCAACAUUAUAAGGAUCAAGCUUCUCCGAGGCAAGCCUGAUCAUGCACUUGUUGAAAUGUCUGAUGGUUUUCAGGCUGAAUUGGCUGUUAACUUCUUAAAGGGAGCGCUGCUGUUUGGGAAACGAAUAGAGGUGAACUUCUCCAAGUAUUCAAACAUAACACCAUCUCCAGACACCCGUGAUUACCAGAAUUCAAACUUGAAUCGUUUCAACCAUAAUGCUGCAAAACACUACAAAUAUUGUUGCUCUCCCACAAAAAUGAUUCACCUAUCAAGUGUCCCUGAAGAUGCAAGUCAGGAGGAGAUUGUAGACCUUUUGGAGGAACAUGGACAGGUUGUCAGCACCAAGAUUUUUGAGGCAAAUGGUAAGAAGCAAGUUUUAGUUUUAUUCGAGACUGAAGAAGAGGCAACUGAAGCCCUCGUUUGCAAGCAUGCUACUUCAUUUUGUGGAUCAAUCAUCCGCAUUUCUUUCUCCCAAUCGCAAAACACAUGAAAGAUACAGGCUGCUCAGAUCUGAAAGGCACUCUGCAAAGGUUUUGGUUGUUACCUUGUUGCUUUCUAAUUAUCAGAACACUGUUUUGUAAAACUUCCCUAUUCUUCCUUUAUUUGCCUUCCAUAGUCUCUAUAGCUUGUCGUGUUGAGGAACUUAUACAUACAUAUGUAUCGUUCAAAACUAAUUAUGGGUUUGAGUUACUGAUAAUAUAGACAUUUCUCAUAUUUUCAGGCA